This is a messenger RNA of Penicillium atrosanguineum, 606 nucleotides long. Its product is annotated as Ceramide very long chain fatty acid hydroxylase SCS7. Bases 1 to 606 code for a protein of 201 amino acids. Lineage: Eukaryota; Fungi; Ascomycota; Eurotiomycetes; Eurotiales; Aspergillaceae. The record is from RefSeq and is a predicted model, not a curated record. The transcript is spliced from 2 exons.
AUGCAUCUCUCUCUCACUGCUGUGCUCUUCGCAGCAUCUGUGCUCGCUCAAACACCACCGUCAAGCUCCCCCUUCACGAAAAAUAAUCUAGGGGCGUCGUAUAAAAAUGCAACAAUUUUCCCUGGUGUCUGGGUAGACCCCAAUUACAUCUCUAGCCAACCCCAUUUCUAUGCGACAGACAAUCAAAAACAUGAGCCAGAUGAUCAAAGCAAGUACAUGAUCAUGAUGCUGGACUUGAACAUCCCGGACUCCGACGUCACGACAGCUGCAGACUAUGACACCUUGGUUCCAGGCUUGGCAGCAAACACGACCACCCGUCUGCAUUGGUGGGGUGGAAACUAUACCCUUGGCAGACACGGCCUUUACCUGAACUCCAGUGAUGCCCUCGCCGAGUAUACCGCGCCUCGACCUCGCGAUGCCACCAACCACACCUACACUUUAUACUUGUUCGAUCAACCUGAGAGUUAUGUACCUCCCAAGGCUGUACUAAACGGGACUUUAUAUUCUCAGACGAGCGAGGCGCGCUUCAACUUUACGCUGGCUCCGAUUGUGAAGGAGGUGGGUCGGCCGCUUGCUGCUACUUAUUUCUUGAGCAACAAUGUGUAG